Pocillopora verrucosa is the source of this 2110-nucleotide messenger RNA. RefSeq lists its product as uncharacterized. Lineage: Eukaryota; Metazoa; Cnidaria; Anthozoa; Scleractinia; Pocilloporidae. The record is from RefSeq and is a predicted model, not a curated record. Gene Ontology annotation, biological process: protein dephosphorylation. Gene Ontology annotation, molecular function: protein serine/threonine phosphatase activity.
UAUGGAGCCUCUUGGUUGGGAUGCCGGCUGUAAAUGAGAGCUAUCAUAUGCGCUCUUUUACGAUGGAGAACCAUUUUCAUGACGACAGUAUUAAUCUGAGUGGUUUUUCUCAGUCUGUUGUGAAAUUAAGUUACCUAAACAACAGCGAGAUCGAUUUUAAUAAUUCAGAUAGCGAUCGGUCGCUCCACUUACCACCGAUUGUAAAUCCUCCAGUUAUUCCUCCAGUUAUUCCUGUAAAAUCCGAAAUAUCCAUCGUCUGUAUGAAGUGCGAAGAAGAAAUUAAAGUCCGCCAACUAAAAGAACAUCAAGAAUUUCACAACGCUUUGGAAAUGUUCCGAUUCAACAUGGAACGAAAACCUUCGAGUGUCAAACAAUUAGUCAAACGACGGCGAGCAAUUAUGCGUCGACUCAACGAGACAGCUAACUCUGAAAAUCCAGUUUCCAUGAGGAAACUCCAGAAAUUGAACCAGGCUUAUGAGCUCCUCAAGGCUGAUAUCGAAGGAACAAAAACAGCUCUUCGAAACGAGGACGAUCUUUUCCAAAUCCAGCCUAGAACUGAAGGUUGGGGAACAGUCCUCAACUGUGCGCCAGCGUUCGGCAUUUGUCAACAUGCGAAUUCGCGAUGGAAAACGUCGAUGGAAGAUCGUUUCGCGUUUAAGGAUCUUUUCUGUAACGAUCCUCAGAGCGGGUUCUUUGCUGUUUAUGAUGGUUAUUCGGGAAGUAUGGCUGCUGAAAAAUGCGCGCGUUAUUUGGGUGAAAUCCUUGAGGAGAAAGUCGAAAGAAUUUACAACACAAGCAUGAAACACAAAAACGUCGACGCGGAAAUCUCGGCCGCUUUUAACGAUGCAUACGAGGAGAUGGACAAAAUUUUGCUAUACGGUGUAGAAGAACAAUCAAGAAAUCGCUGGAGUGGUUGUUCUGCUCUGACUUGCUUGCUGAGGGGAAAUAAUUUGUAUGUGGCCAAUGCCGGGAACAUCCGAGCGGUUUUGUGCAGGGGGGAUGGCUCGAUAGAACGCUUAUCCAACGAUCACAGUCCCUGGGAUAAAAAAGAGCGUCAUCGCAUAAGGAAAGCUAAAGGAGACGUAACUAAAAGCGAUAAAACAGCCUUGGUUAAUGGUGUGGUUAGAAGCACCCGAGGUCUCGGAAAUCAUGGAGAUCCCAUUCUGAAAACUAGCGUGAUUAGAACACCAGUGGUCAAUUGCCUUACUUUGGAGGACACCGACCAGUUUCUUAUUCUUGCGUCAGAUGGGGUUUGGCAAGUUUUCAGUGAGGAAGAGGUCAUUCUUCUUAUGGAGGAUCUUAUACCAGAUAUUGAUGUAAGGGCCAUUGUAAAGAGAAUGCAAGAGAGAGCUUCUGCACUUGAGGUGGGACUGCCUGUCCCAAAGUGGAAUGAAAUUCCCAGACGUAACAAGGGCGCAGCAGAUACUGAGGGAGACAGUGACAUGUCACUGAUACAGACUACUGAUCAAAGUUCACUAGAAAACAUAGCAAGUGACGAAGAAAAUGAUAAUUCCAUAGAGAGAUUCCAAAAAAUGGACAUAGAAAUGGAUGAAAAUAAAAAUGCGACAAAUUCUACUGAGUUACUGCCUUCCCCCUCUGCCAGAUCACGAACUGCAAAGGUCUUGCGAGAAGAAAAGGCUUCGGCGCUUGCCAAGGCCCUGAGUGAACGGCUGGUGGAAGGUUCUAUCCUGGCUGGUAGCCAUGACAAUAUCACUGUUGCAGUUGUUCUUUUGAGUGGAUGUCCGCUUCAGAUGUUUCUUUUGCCAUCACUGUGAUUAAUACAUUCGAAAUUCUCAUAGGGUCAUCUCAAACUUCAUCAUACAAAUUCUGAUACAGGUCUCUUAAGUUGGAUCUAGAAUUUGGUGUUGCACUUGGAGAUAAUUCCAACAUUUUGCUUUUGUGUCAAAAUGAAACGAGUCAACUUGAAUUUUCCAAAUUUCGUCUGUCAUGGGUACUUUCAAAGUAUGAUUUUUUAUUUAUUUCUUCUAAAUGCCAAUUUACAAUAUAUGAUUUUGAUUGGGAAACAACAAAGCUAGCUACCUAAGGCGUAUAACCUCUACUCAAAAUAUUAUUGCUUUACAGAGUUUGAAAUAAAGACAUGAUUCAUGCA